Molecule: messenger RNA, 486 nt
Organism: Recurvomyces mirabilis
Lineage: Eukaryota; Fungi; Ascomycota; Dothideomycetes; Mycosphaerellales; Teratosphaeriaceae
Exons: 1
Coding region: 1-486 (161 amino acids)
Source: RefSeq, a predicted model, not a curated record
AUGCCUCAAGCGACACGACGUCUCCGCGAAGCAGGACUACCACUGAACUACGGCCAGAACACCUUCUGCUUGACCGAUAGCAUUCUUCGGUCCGGUAAAAAAGCAGACUGGAUUGACCUUGCUGGGCCCGACUUGAAACAUAUCCAGAGGAUCAAGGUACACCACAGAAGACGUGAUUUUGGCUUUGACGGCGAACAGCCUUCCCCGUCCUACCAUGAGACUGCCAAGUUCACCAUUAUGCGCACAAGCGAUGGGCAUCUCAACCUGCAGGAUCUCAGCAUCAUUCCGGAUAAGAUCUGCAGCUGUGCAAUUGAAGAUCUUGCGGUGAAGCACAGGCAGAAAAUUGGCGAGACUGCGUUGUGCAAUCCUGUCGUGGCGAUGAUGGCCGAGUACGCUCAUCUGGUCAAACCUGGCCGUGUGCGAACGGCAACGGUCCAAUGCGCGCAGUGUAAGAAGUUGAAGAAUAUCCAGCGGUCGUGCAGUUAA